UUCUCUUUUGAAUUGUAAACGAAAUAUUUCAAUAAAAUCAGUCUCUGUAUUUUUCUCUUCUUUGUCUCUUUGGUUGGGUUCAGGGUUUCGGUUCUUGAUGAAUCUUGGGAUCUGUUUACAAAUCAUUCCUCUGUUCAGUUCAUCUCAAUACUACGAUUAAUCGGCUAUUAACAGACAUGAGCGUAAGUUUUUGAAGCAAAAGUUUUAUCAAUUCACCAUUUUUCAUAAAGAAACAAUUCUUCUCAUCUGAAAUAUAGGGAGAACAGAAGACUUAGUUGACGAAGAAGAUCAGAAUACCCUCAUAUUCGAGCAGGUACAAACCCUGUUUAAUUCUUUUCGCAAAUGAAAGCCUAGUAAUUUUUGGUCUAGAUGAAUUUGUUUUCAAAAGAAAGAAAUCGACGCCGAAAUGAGGAAUUAUUUAUCUGGAACGGAAAAAUUUUAUUGGAACAGUUGAUUAAGUCUUGUAACGGUAAAUGUAAUCCCAUCCGUAGCUUCAGUGCUGAAGAGAUCAAGAUAGCAACAAACAACUAUGAUCCACAGAAUAUUAUAACAAAGGACGGCUAUAAAUUGUACGAAGGUCAUCUGCAGGGCCGACAAGUUUCUGUUAUGAAGUUUUCAUAUGAGGGGUACGCAGAAGAAGGUUUUAAUACCAUUGUAUUUUCAUCACAAAUGAGGCACAAAAAUAUUUUGAAGUUGAUUGGAUGUUGUUUAGAGAGUCAAGUUCCCACUCCAGUUUUUGAAUCUGCUCGGCGUUUGACUCUUGCUAAUCGUAUUUAUGGUCCAGGUGAACGACAUUUGUCAUUAACAGAGAGGUUAAAGAUUGCAAUGGAGAUAGCUAAUGCAAUUGCAUAUCUCCAUUGUGGGUUCCCUCGACCCAUUGUUUCUAGAACGAUCCGAUCAUCAAAUAUUGUGUUCGAUGGAGAAAAUACUGCAAAAUUAUUUGAUUUUGAAUUGUCCAUGUCUAUACCAGAAGGUGAGACUCACAUAGAAGAUGCUGUGAGAGGAGCAUGGGGAUGUGUUGCUCCUGAUUAUUUUAGGACAAGUAAAUUCAAUGAAAUGUCGGAUGUGUAUAGCUUCAGUUCUUUGCUACUUGAGCUUUUAACUGGAAAAUAUAUCGGCGAUAGUAUUGGAGAUUAUGAGUCAUGGGAGGAUUAUGUGAAGAAACACAUUGAGCAGAAUAGUUUUACCGAAAUAGUAGAUCCCAAAAUUGUUGGCACUGGAUUAUCUCCUGAAAAGGAAGAGCAAUUGCUAGUGUUUCAAGAGCUUGCCUUUAAAUGUCGACGUCACUCAGCCGAAGAUAGGCCAACUAUGGUUGACGUAGCAAAACAACUCAGGAACAUGUAUAAAUCUGCAUGUCAAAUAAUGUCUUGAAACAGAUGCUCAUAAUUACAAAAUUCUGAUAUUUUUAUGUAUUUAAGAAGGCUUGAAAUGCGUUUGUAAUA
Molecule: messenger RNA, 1442 nt
Organism: Mangifera indica (mango)
Lineage: Eukaryota; Viridiplantae; Streptophyta; Magnoliopsida; Sapindales; Anacardiaceae
Product: non-functional pseudokinase ZED1-like
Exons: 2
Coding region: 370-1371 (333 amino acids)
Biological process (GO): protein phosphorylation; cell surface receptor signaling pathway
Cellular component (GO): plasma membrane
Molecular function (GO): protein serine/threonine kinase activity; ATP binding
Source: RefSeq, a predicted model, not a curated record